Molecule: messenger RNA, 2435 nt
Organism: Hemibagrus wyckioides
Lineage: Eukaryota; Metazoa; Chordata; Actinopteri; Siluriformes; Bagridae
Product: prenylcysteine oxidase-like
Exons: 6
Coding region: 638-2152 (504 amino acids)
Biological process (GO): prenylated protein catabolic process; prenylcysteine catabolic process
Molecular function (GO): prenylcysteine oxidase activity
Source: RefSeq, a predicted model, not a curated record
AGUGGCCACUCAUUCUUAAGCCAGAAUGGUCAGUGAAGUGUUGCAAAAUUUUGGCAAUGAUGUUAAAAUAGCCAGACUUUAGGAAAGUGGAGAACUACAACACAAAUUUUUUUUUUUUCUCAAUCAAAGCACUUAAAAAUACUAUGAUUAAAUGAAUCAACAACAACAAAACAAUGUAUAUAGCUUACACAAGUAUAAGUUGUAUUUUAUGUAAUAUGAGUGGAGAACAAUCUGUAUAUAGACUUCAGUUUUAGGUUACUGUCAGGGGAAUAAUUUACAAUUAAUGGAGAUAUACACAUAUAUAAUUUAUAUUCUCUAAACAAACGGUAUUGAUCUGCUAUAUUUUUAAGAUAAAGUGCUAUGAGCAAAAAGUGGCAAGAACGUUCAACGAGCAUGACGUCAUGACGCUACGGCCAGCGGAAACACGUGAUUUUGACACCUUGUAGCGAGUUGCUAAAGCUGCUUCCCUUCCGAUGAUGUGAAACGUUUUUUUUUUGGAAACGAUAUUUCCCUUCUGCCAUUGCAACGAAUGCACUGCAGCCCGAUAUGAGCGCGGAUCUGGUGCAGCCCACAUGAGUUCCUCCUGCAUGGCCGUGCUUCAGUAAUGGACAGCGCCUCUGCUUGUCAAAGUAUCUGAAUGUCUCACGCCAUGAUGCUGUACGCCUUAUUAAGUUGUCUUUCUUUAAUUCUCGCUGGUCCAGCGCUGGGGGAUUCCGGUUUUGAACAACUGGACGGCGCACCGCCUUCUAAAAUCGCUGUUAUUGGUGCUGGAAUCGGGGGAACCGCGACAGCGCAUUUCCUGCGCCAGCAUUUCGGACCGGAAGUGCGCAUUGACGUGUUCGAGAAGCAGGAGGUCGGUGGUCGCCUGGCAACCGUCACCGUUAACAAUCAGGCUUACGAAACUGGCGGCUCCAUCAUCCACUCUCUCAACUUACACAUGCAGGACUUUAUGAAGCAGCUGGGGCUGAAAUAUCGAAAGAGUGUGGCGGGAAAGAUGGCUGUGUUUAACGGCAAGGAGUUCAUACUGGAAGAGACCGACUGGUACUUGCUGGAUUUGUUCCGCCUGUGGUGGCGGUAUGGCAUCAGCUUUAUCCGGAUGCAAAUGUGGGUGGAGGAAAUCAUGGAGAAGUUCAUGAGAAUCUAUAAAUACCAGGCUCACGGCUAUGCAUUCAGUACAGUGGAGGAGUUGCUAAAUUCUCUGGGUGGUUCAGGAUUUCUCAACAUGACCCGUCGCUCUCUGUCCGAGUCUCUGCUGGAGUUGGGUGUGUCUCAGCGCUUCAUUGAUGAAGUCGUGGCUCCAAUUAUGUGGGUCAACUACGGCCAAAAUGUCAGUAUGCCAGCAUUUGUUGGUGCUGUUUCACUGGCUGGUGCACAAACCAAUCUAUGGGCGGUGGAAGGAGGGAAUAAAUUAGUUUGUUCUGGACUUCUAAAACUAGCAAAAGCCAACCUGAUCCAAUCUCAAGUUACCACCAUCUCCCUACAGUCAUCAGGUGAAUCCCACCAGUACAAGCUCAGUUACAGCACUCAGGCUGAGAUUGCAUCAGAUAUCUAUGACAUAGUUAUCAUAGCCACUCCUCUCCAGCAAAAUGUCAACUCUGGAAUCUCUUUCCUCGGCUUUGAACCUCAGCUAGCAGACAUAACUGGGUCGUACCACACGAUGGUGGCCUCGAUUGUCCAUGGCUAUCUCAACUGCACUUACUUUGGCUUUUCUGACCCCAAGCUUUUCCCCUUCACAAGCGUGCUGACCACAGACACUGCUGAUCUCUUCUUCAACAGUGCCUCUAGCAUCUGCCCUGUCAACAUCAGCACUGGCUUUCGCCGUAAACAGCCACAUGAGGCCAGAGUCUACAAAGUCUUCUCUCCUAAACCACUGGAAAAGGAGGAGCUAAAGACUCUUUUUAAGUCUUACUACUCUGUGCAGGUCACUGAAUGGAAGGCAUACCCUCGAUAUGGAAGCUCUCAGGAGAUGUCACCUAUGAUCCUGCAUGACAGUCUUUACUACCUCAACGGAAUCGAAUGGGCAGCGAGUGCCAUGGAGAUGAGCUCUAUGGCUGCUAAGAACAUUGCGCUUCUGGCUUACCAUCGCUGGAGCAGGCAGCAUGAGAUGAUUGACCAGAAGGACCUCAUGCACAAGAUCAAGACAGAACUGUGACAAUUGUGUUCUGUAAAAAAAAAAAAAUCUUGCCAGCACUAGCUGAAGACUUUUGUGUUUGACCAUUAUAUAAAAUUGAUGGCUUUGAUUUGAAGCAUAUACAGUAGCGCUUUGCAGAUCUGUUACAAAAUUGUCCAGUGAUUGUUUUGAUGAGAUGGUUACUGCUGCAUUUUUAAAAGUGAUAAAGCUAAAGUGGAAACAGUACUGAUUUUAUUGACUUAAAUUUGUGGUUUGCUUGAGUGAUCUCUAGUUUGAAUAAAGAUUAUGGUUAUGCUGUACAUAA